AUGACCAGGAACUGGUUGAUAGAUAGCUAUUGGGUGGCCUAUCCUCCUCCUUCAUCAUCACCAUCAUCAUCAUCAUCAUCAUCAUCAUCAUCAUCAUCAUCAUCAUCAUCAUCAUCAUCAUCAUCAUCAUCAUCAUCAUCAUCAUCAUCAUCAUCAUCAUCAUCAUCAUCAUCAUCAUCAUCAUCAUCAUCAUCAUCAUCAUCAUCAUCAUCAUCAUCAUCAUCAUCAUCAUCAUCAUCAUCAUCAUCAUCAUCAUCAUCAUCAUCAUCAUCAUCAUCAUCAUCAUCAUCAUCAUCAUCAUCAUCAUCAUCAUCAUCAUCAUCAUCAUCAUCAUCAUCAUCAUCAUCAUCAUCAUCAUCAUCAUCAUCAUCAUCAUCAUCAUCAUCAUCAUCAUCAUCAUCAUCAUCAUCAUCAUCAUCAUCAUCAUCAUCAUCAUCAUCAUCAUCAUCAUCAUCAUCAUCAUCAUCAUCAUCAUCAUCAUCAUCAUCAUCAUCAUCAUCAUCAUCAUCAUCAUCAUCAUCAUCAUCAUCAUCAUCAUCAUCAUCAUCAUCAUCAUCAUCAUCAUCAUCAUCAUCAUCAUCAUCAUCAUCAUCAUCAUCAUCAUCAUCAUCAUCAUCAUCAUCAUCAUCAUCAUCAUCAUCAUCAUCAUCAUCAUCAUCAUCAUCAUCAUCAUCAUCAUCAUCAUCAUCAUCAUCAUCAUCAUCAUCAUCAUCAUCAUCAUCAUCAUCAUCAUCAUCAUCAUCAUCAUCAUCAUCCAAAUCAUCAUCAUCAUCAUCAUCAUCAUCAUCAUCAUCAUCAUCAUCAUCAUCAUCAUCAUCAUCAUCAUCAUCAUCAUCAUCAUCAUCAUCAUCAUCAUCAUCAUCAUCAUCAUCAUCAUCAUCAUCAUCAUCAUCAUCAUCAUCAUCAUCAUCAUCAUCAUCAUCAUCAUCAUCAUCAUUAAUUCUCUUUCAAUUCACAAUCAUUUCAAUCAUCUAUUUACCGCCUAAAUUUUAUUAUUUUUAUUUUUUUUAUUAUUUAUUCGUUAUUAUGGUUACAUUUAUUACAUCAUAA
Messenger RNA from Schistosoma rodhaini, 1050 nucleotides. The record is from the annotation of a GenBank genome assembly. NCBI's taxonomy places the organism in Eukaryota, Metazoa, Platyhelminthes, Trematoda, Strigeidida, Schistosomatidae.